UUGAAACCCCCGGGAAAUGGAAUCAACAGUCUGACAUUCCUCGAAAUUCCCGUCAUUUGUUUGUCCUGACAUUUCCCCCGAACUUGAGCCAUCCCAUCGUCCAAAUGGAGGGUAAAUAAAGCCCCUACGAACGCCAAAAGCCUCCCUAAUCAUCCAAAAAAAAAAGCUGAUAACAUCGAUCAAAUGUUGUCCCAUUAAAUCCCCAAAAAUGUGCAACGAUUUAUUACCACCGAGUGUCCACGAGUUUCUCGAUAAUUUCGAGUCAAGCCUUUGCCUACCAAUUCUCAUUAUCCUCGUCCUUUGUACAAUUCAGUUUAUCAUCAAUCACGUACUCGACAUCGGAUGCUCAAUAGCAUCAGCAAUGGAGGGUAGAGUUGAAAUUGACUCGGAUCUGGAUGAGGGUCCAAGCCAGCCAUUCACAACUAAAAUUAAAGGAAUGUUCUACAAUGCAGCGUGUACUAUGAUACCCGGUGAAUCAGUGAAUGCACAGACAUCAACAGUACUGUCUUCUCCACUUCCAAGCGGGCGUAAAAGUAAUGUGAAGCGAGGAGAUACGAGAACCUGAUGGAAUGAAAUAAAUCACAAGAAAAAACUUGUCGACUCCAGAUAAAUCACUGGACUAUUUUCUUAAA
Molecule: messenger RNA, 632 nt
Organism: Diachasma alloeum
Lineage: Eukaryota; Metazoa; Arthropoda; Insecta; Hymenoptera; Braconidae
Exons: 2
Coding region: 209-565 (118 amino acids)
Source: RefSeq, a predicted model, not a curated record